Acaulospora colombiana is the source of this 319-nucleotide messenger RNA. The record is from the annotation of a GenBank genome assembly. NCBI's taxonomy places the organism in Eukaryota, Fungi, Glomeromycota, Glomeromycetes, Diversisporales, Acaulosporaceae.
AUGCAGUAUACAGAUAUCCUCUCUUCUUCCAGUGGCGUUGUCCACAAAGUUCCCUGCAACAAACCUUCUGAACAAUGUGUGGCGGAAAACGAUUUUCUGUGUAAAGAUCAUUGGAUUCCGUUGGAAUCUCCUGACCAUUCACGAGACAUUAUGGAUGACUGUCGAGCAACCUCUUCGUUUUUUGCAAGCGACGCUACUAUGGCGACCCAAUUCGAUACUCUUCAGAACAGCUUAAGAAUUGCUGCCCUUCUUGAUAUCAAUCCAGCAUAUACCAUCGUAGACAAUAGCUCGGGCAGUCCCUUCUGGGAUAGCCCCUCAA